This is a messenger RNA of Loxodonta africana (African savanna elephant), 28181 nucleotides long. Its product is annotated as mucin-3B. The record is from RefSeq and is a predicted model, not a curated record. NCBI's taxonomy places the organism in Eukaryota, Metazoa, Chordata, Mammalia, Proboscidea, Elephantidae. Gene Ontology annotation, cellular component: extracellular matrix. The coding region runs from base 1 to 27879 and encodes 9292 amino acids. Gene Ontology annotation, molecular function: protein binding. The transcript has 46 exons.
AUGGUACAGGGCUGGGCUGGAGGGCCGACACAGACGGGCAGUCAGAUGUGGACAAUCGCCCACUUGUCCAGCCUCGGUUUUGCUCCCCAAGGCCGGGCGCAACCUCUUAUCGAGAGAUUGGUGAACAAAGGCCUUGAGCUUAUCUGCUGCCCGCAGUUUGCUCAGCCCACGGUGCCCCCAGUCAUCGGGAGGCACAAACCUGCCAGUCUCAGAGCUUUCCGUGAAUCCAUCCUUGACGUGCCCGGGAACCUCCAGGUGUCGGCCCCUCCAGGUGCUGAGGACACAGAGGAGAACAAGGCCCUGUGCUUGGGGUCGGGGGGUGACUGUCGGGGAGAUGGGCACCACCCCAGUGGCUUUAUCUGGCAGGAGGCAGCCAGAGCUGGCCCCUCGGAGCAGCCACCGUCGGCUGGCAGUCAGGCAGGGGCUGGGGCCCCAGGGAGGGCUUGCCCACUUGUCCCCCAGCACCCCAGGCCCCACAGGGACCUUCCUCCAGUCCAGCGGCCCCCACCCCCCACCCUGCCCUCACAUCCCGAGCUCCAGAGAACCGUCCUCUUGGCCUGCCCUGGGCGAGGGCCCCCCAUCCCAGAACUCAGUUUCCCCUCUCACACUGAGGGGCCAAAGACUGAGGACGAACAUUCAAGGCAACUGGAACCUUCCAGGGUGCUCCCUAACUGCAUGGAGGCUCCUGGGGCCAGCUACCGGGACAACCUCCUCUUACAACAAAUGUCCACAGGAAACACGUCCGCCCGCACUGGUGCGCGGAUGCCUCGGACAAUCGCGCCCAUUCACAUGGUGGUGCAAAAACAGGAGUUGCUUGAGGGCUCUGCAGGGGUGUGCCAGCCCCCAGUGGGAGGCGCCGACAAUGGGGCCCUGCCACCCAGGACUUUCCAACAAGGCUGCAGCGCCAUCUGGCCAAAAGUGGCAAGACUGCCCAGUGCCCAGCAGCAGAGGGGUGGUCCAGCGGUGGCCUUUCCUCUCGGCGGCAGCAGCGUCAUGCUCACACCCCAGCUGCUGCUUCUGCUGUCCUGCGGGGGAGCCCUGCUCGGUGCUGGUGUCCCUGAGACAGCCAUUGCAGGCAGCAUGACCUAUGUUAUAGGGCCACAGUUCCUGGGGCUGGGGGACAGUGGGGCUGUGAGGGGGAUGGGCAGCAAGAAGAAGGUGAAUGAGGGUCCUGCAGCAGCCAAGAGCGGAGGGAAGCACAAUGGAGAUCCUGGUGCUCCCUCAGCCAACAAAAGCUGCCUGAGUGACGUCUCCUUUGCCGACGCAGGCCUCUGGGGGCCGAAGGACCCCUCAUUAGCAGACCCCGGGGCUGAUUACACACCUGACCCUGAGGAGGAGCGUGAUAUGGGCUCCAAUAAGACAGGCCCCCACACCACCGGGGGAAGACCAGGUCUCUGCCCAGCAUGGGGUCCCCAGUACAGCUGCCUGGUCCGCAGAGAGGGGGACAAGCCAGUCAACACUCUCUCCACAGAUGAGCAGAGGGGUUGGUGCUCGACGUGGGGGGCCGGCCACUUCUCCACCUUCGACCACCACGUGUACAACUUCUCCGGGACGUGCAACUACGUCUUUGCUGCCAUCUGCAAGGACCCCUCGCCCACCUUCAGUGUCCAGCUCCGGCGCGGGUCGGACGGCACGACAGCCCGUAUCAUCAUGGAGCUGGGCUCCUCCGUGGUCACCGUGCAGAGCGGUGCCGUCUCCGUCAAGGACGUGGGGGUGGUCAGCCUGCCCUACACAAGCAACGGGCUCCAGAUCACGCCCUUCGGCCAGAACGUGCGGCUGGUGGCCAAGCAGCUGGAGCUGGAACUGGAGGUUCUGUGGGGCCCAGACGGCUACGUCAUGGUCCUGGUGGAGAGGAAGUUCAUGGGCAAGAUGUGCGGGCUGUGCGGGAACUUCGAUGGCGAGAAGGCCAACGAGUUCCUGAGUGAGGACGGCAAACUCCUGGAACCCCACAAGUAUGCUGCCCUCCAGAAACUGGACGACCCCAAUGAGAUCUGUGCCUACGAGGCGAUCCCCCAGCCCCUCGGCCCACAGGAAGAGCAUGCCCAGACCUGCGCCCAGCUGCUGAGCCUGGUGUCGCCCGAGUGCAGCGUGCCUCGAGAGCCGUUGGUGCAGAGCUGUCAGGUGGACAUGGCAACGUGCGCCCAGCCUGGCCAGAGCAACUGCAGCUGUGCCACGCUCUCCGAGUUCUCCCGCCAGUGCAGCAUGGCCGGCCAGGCAGUCAGUAGCUGGCGUGCGCCAGGCCUCUGCUCCGUGGGGCAGUGCCCAGCCAACCAGGUGUACAAGGAGUGCGGCCCAGCCCACAUCAGAACCUGUUCCAACCCAAGGCACAGCUCCCAAGGCUUCUGCACCUUUGGCUGCUUCUGCCCCGAAGGGAUGGUCCUUGAUGACCUCUCCAAAAACCAGACCUGUGUGCCCAUCACCCAGUGCCCCUGCAUGUUCAACGGGGCAGUCUAUGCCCCUGGGGAGGUCACGUCAUCUUCCUGCAGGACAUGCCAAUGCUCUGAGGGCCUCUGGAAAUGCACGGAGCAGCCCUGUCCAGGUCGCUGCUCUCUGGAAGGCGGCUCCUUUGUCACCACGUUCGAUGCCAGGCCUUACCGCUUCCAUGGCACCUGCACUUAUAUCCUCCUCCAGAGCCACCAGCUCCCUGAAGAGGGCUCUCUCAUGGCUGUGUACGACAAGUCCGGUUACUCGCACUCGGAGACCUCCCUAGUUGCUAUCAUCUACCUGUCCGGCCAGGACAAAAUCAUGAUUUCCCAAGAUGAGGUGAUCACCAACAACAGAGAGGUCAAGUGGCUGCCGUACAAAAUUGGCAACAUCACCAUCUUCAGACAAACGUCCACCCACCUCCAGAUGGCCACUGACUUUGGGCUGGAGCUCAUGAUCCAGCUGCAGCCGGUGUUCCAGGCGUAUGUCACCGUGGAGCCCCAGUUCAGGGGCCAGACCCGAGGGCUCUGUGGCAAUUACAACGGGGACACGACUGAUGACUUCAUGACCAGCAUGGGCAUCACUGAGGGCACUGCCUCACUCUUCGUGGACUCCUGGCGAGCGGGGAAUUGCCCGACGGCUCUUGAGCGCGAGACUGACCCCUGCUCCAUGAGCCAGCUCAACAAGGUGUGUGCUGAGACUCACUGCUCAGUGCUGGUGAAGAAGGGCUCCGUGUUCGAGAAAUGCCACUCAGUGGUGAACCCCCAGCCCUUCUACAAGAGGUGUGUCUACCAGGCGUGCAACUACGAGGAGACCUUCCCCCACAUCUGCGCCGCCCUGGGUGCCUACGCCCACCUGUGUGCCUCCCAUGGUGUCCUGCUCUGGGACUGGAGAAGCAGUGUGGACAACUGCACCAUCCCCUGCACGGGCAACACAACAUUCAGCUACAACAGCGAGGCCUGCAACCGCACUUGCAUGUCACUGUCGGACCACACGCUCGAGUGCCACCCCAGCGCGGUGCCCGUUGAUGGCUGCAACUGCCCCGAGGGCACCUACCUGAACCACAAGGCAGAGUGUGUGCGCAAGGCCCAGUGUCCCUGCCAGCUGGACAGCCACGAGUUCAUCUUGGCCGGACAGUCCACCAUUGUCGACGGCGCCACCUGCUACUGCAUCAACGGACGCCUGACCUGCUCCCGCAAGGCUCAGACGCUCCUGGCCACCUGCACAGCCCCAAAGACCUUCCAGUCAUGCAGCCAGUCCUCAGAGAGCAAGUUUGGGGCGGCCUGUGCCCCCACGUGUCAGAUGCUGGCAACGGGCAUCGCCUGUGUCCCCACCAAGUGUGAACCUGGCUGCGUCUGUGCCGAGGGCCUCUAUGAGGAUGCCAAUGGGCAGUGUGUGCCCCCCAGCAACUGCUCCUGCGAGUUUGGGGGGGCCUCCUACCCCACGGGCGCUGAGCUCAACACUGACUGUCAGACGUGCACCUGCAAGCAGGGAAAGUGGGUGUGCCAGCAAAGCACCAGCUGCGCGUCCACCUGCACCCUCUACGGGGAGGGGCACAUGAUCACCUUCGAUGGGCAGCGCUUUGUGUUCGACGGCAACUGCGAGUACACGCUGACCACGGACGGCUGCAGCACCAACGACUCGCAACCCACUUUUAAAAUUGUCACUGAGAAUGUCAUCUGCGGGAAGUCGGGGGUCACGUGCUCACGGGCCAUCAAGCUCUUCCUGGGGGCACUGUCCAUUGUACUGGCGGACAAGACCUACACGGUCAGUGGACACGACCCCCAGGUGAGCUUCCAGGUGCAGCCCGGCUCCAUGCACCUCGUGCUGGAAGUCUAUAUCGCUGGCAAGUACAACCUGACGCUCACCUGGAACAAGCACAUGAUGGUCCUCAUCAAGGUCUCACGCACCUCCGCACAGGACUCCUUCUGCGGCUUGUGCGGGAACUAUAACGGGAACAUGAAGGACGACUUUGAGACCCGCAGCAAGUACGUGGCCUCCAAUGAGCUGGAGUUUGUGAACUCGUGGAAGGAGGACCCGCUGUGCGGAGACGUGAGCUUCGUGCUCGAUCCGUGCAGCCUCAACACCUUCCGCCGCUCCUGGGCCGAGCGGAAGUGCGGGAUCAUCAACAGCCAGACCUUUGCGGCCUGCCACAGCCAGGUGUACCACAUGCCCUACUACGAAGCCUGUGUGCGGGACACAUGUGGGUGUGACACGGGAGGGGACUGUGAGUGUCUGUGCGACGCCGUGGCCGCCUACGCCAAGGCCUGUCUGGACAAGGGCGUGUGCGUGGACUGGAGGUCACCCGACUUCUGCCCCACCUACUGUGACUUCUACAACACCCACACGAGGGUGGGCAGCAGCAGCAGCGAGUACCAGUAUGCACAGGAAGCCAACUGCACGUGGCACUACCAGCCCUGCCUCUGCCCCCACCAGCCGCAGAGCUACCCAAACAGCAACAUCGAAGGCUGCUACAACUGCUCCCAGGACAAGUACUUCGACCCCAACAAGGGCACGUGCGUGCCUUGUGCCACUCCCACACACAGCUGCUGGGCCAGAGCUGGGGCCAGAGCAGCUGAGUUCCAGCCCCCAGACUCGCCAGGCCCCGCCUACCACGCCUCCACCACCCACCACAGAAGCCCAGCCCACUACACCGGCCACACCGACCCCCAGAACCAGCGGGCUGCUCAGUUCUGCCCGACCCUCCACGAGCCCUGGGGCCACACCUGUGGGCCCUACGGCAACAGCCAGCCUGCCAGCUACGUCCAUGGCCAGCCCAUAGAAUCACCUCGAAGCACCACAGCCAUCACUCCACGGGUCACAUCUGCACCAACCCCAACGUCCACGCGGCGUGUAACGGCUACUAGACCCACGGUGACCCAAGCCACGAGCCACCCCACAGCAUCUCAUCCCACCACGGCCACACAGACCACAGCUGAGGCCACAGAGCGCACCACAGCACCUACGGCAACCCCAACGGCGCUGGAAGAGACCUCAAGUAUCCUGCCAGGUGAGCGUGCUCGGCAGGCAGUCCCCAAGCACAGCCCCCACCCCAUCAACGCAGGAGGGCCGUGCCCCACCAUAGCAGGAGAAGCCGUCCCGGGAGCACAGAGACGAACUGGGCCACCAGGCGACGCGCAGGCAUGGCCUCGCCCCAGACACUCACCCACUAACAAACUCCCUCCCUGCCUGCACCCCACAGCAACAGGACAUGGGCCCCACACGAGCGCAGUCCCUGCCAGCCAUGCGGCCUCCACCUCCACGGCCGCCACGGGCACCACAACGGGGCGACAAACGCGCACACGAUCCCCAGAGAUCACGCCUCCGACUCGGAUCCCGCCAUUGGCCACCUCCUCGGUGACGCCAACCUCUCACAGAGUCACCACGCCAGCCGCUGAAGCCACGACGUCCUCCCUCUCCAGCCCACCGCCCACGGGGACCUCUCUAUCGACCACCACCGCCCCAGGCACAGGCACACGGCCCACACCCUCAACGCCACCACUCACCCAGGCCACCAGGGCCACCGUCCCUCCCCACGGCUCCAUCAGCACAGCCAAAACUAAGAGUCCCCCGGUGUCAACCCCGCGCGCAACACUGACUCCCCAAACCACCUUACCUACUCACACCAUCACCCCAAAACCCACCACUACAGCAAAUGGGACUCCGGUGCCCAAGACCACCUCGCCUUCCACCCACAGCCGACCUAACACUCCCUUCACCACGAUCUCCCAACCAACGGUUUUUGCCACCUCCUCUUCACGCAGCACAGGUCUCCCAACGAGUACCUCCUUCAAGACCACUAGCAGCUUUCUGACCCUCUCACGCACCAAGAGGACCCUUCCCACUCAGGUCCCGCCACUUGCCACCUCUUCAGUGACUCCAACCUCUCACCGAGUCACCACACCAACCUCUGAAGCCAUCAUGUCCUCCCCCUCCAGCCCGCCGCCCACUGGGACCUCUGGGCCUACCACUGCCACCCCCAGCACAGGCACACGAACCACACCCUCAACGCCACCACUCACCAAGAUCACCAGUGCCCCUGGCCCUUCCCACAGCUCCAUCAGCACAGCCAAAACCACCAGUCCCCCACUGUCACUUCCGCCAUCAACAGCACCUGCCUCAUCCACCUCACCUCCUCACACCACCGUCACUCCCAAGCCCACCACGACAGCAACGGGGACUCCGGUGCCUGAGACCACCUCGCCUGUCUCCCAUAGUCGACCUCACACUACUUUCACGACACUCUCCCAACCGACUGUUUCUGCAUCCUCCUCUUCACGCAGCACAGGUCACCCAACGGGAACCUCCUUCAAGACCACCGCCACGCUUCCAACCCCCUCAAGCCCCGAGACCACGCUUCCAACCCCGGUCCAGCCUUUUGCCACCUCCUCGGUUACUGCAACCUCUCACCCAGUCACCACACCAACUACUGAAACCAUCAGCUCCUCCCACGCCAGCCCAACGCACACUGGAACCUCUCCGCCUACCACGGCCGCCCCCAGCACAGGUACACGGUCCACACCCUCAACGCCACCACUCACCAAGACCACCAUUGCCACUGGCUCCUCCCACAGCUCCAUCAGCACAGCCAAAACCACCAGUCCCCCACUGUCACUUCCGCCAUCAACAGCACCUGCCUCAUCCACCUCACCUCCUCACACCACCGUCACUCCCAAGCCCACCACGACAGCAACUGGGACUCCGGUGCCUGAGACCACCUCGCCUGUCUCCCAUAGUCAACCUCACACUACUUUCACGACACUCUCCCAACCCACGGUUUCUGCCUCCUCCUCUUCACGCAGCACAGGUCCCCCAACGGGAACCUCCUUCAAAACCACCACCACGCUUCCAACCCCCUCAAGCACCAAGACCAAGCUUCCCACUCCGGUCCCACCUGUUGACACCUCCUCGGUGACUCCAACCUCUCACCAAGUCACCACCCCAACUGCUGAAGCCAUCAAAUCCUCCUCCAGCCCACUGACCACUGCCACCUCUCGGCCUACCACGGCCGCCCCCAGCACAGGCACACGGUCCACACCCUCAACCGCACCAUUCACCAAGACCACCAGUGCCACCGGCUCCUCCCACACCUCAGUCAGCACAGUCGAAACCACCAUUUCCCCGGUGUCAUUUGCGCCAUCAACAGCACCUGCCUCAUCCACCUCACCUCCUCACACCACCAUCACCCCCAAGCCCAACAACAGAGCAACUGGGACUCCGGUGCCUGAGACCACCUCGCCUGUCUCCCAUAGUCAACCUCACACUACUUUCACGACACUCUCCCAAACCACGGUUUCUGCCUCCUCCUCUUCACGCAGCACAGGUCCCCCAAAGGGAACCUCCUUCAAGACCACCACCACGCUUCCAAUCCCCUCAAGCUCCAUCACCACAGUUCCCACUCCGGUCCCGCCUGUUGCCACCUCCUCGGUGACUCCAACCUCGCAACAAGUCACCACCCUAACUCCUGCAGCCAUCAAAUCUUCCUCCAGCCCACUGACCACUGCCACUUCUCGGCCUACCACGGCUGCCCCCAGCACAGGCACACAGUCCACACCCUCAACAUCACCACUCACCAAGACCACCACUGCCACCGGCUCUGCCCACAGCUCCAUCAGUACAGCCAAAACCACCAGUCCCCCACUGUCACUUCCGCCCUCCACAGCGCCUCCCUCAUCCACCUCACCUCCUCACACCACCAUCACCCCCAAGCCCACCAGCAGAGCAACUGGGACUCCGGUUCCUGAGACCACCUCGCCUGUCUCCCAUAGUCGACCUCACACUAAUUUCACGACACCCUCGCAACCCACGGUUUAUGCCUCCUCCUCUUCACGCAGCACAGGUCCCCCAACGGGAACCUCCUUCAAGACCACCACCACGCUUUCAACCCCCUCAAGCCCCGAGACCACGCUUCCCACCCCGGUCCAGCCUUUGGCCACCUCCUCGGUUACUGCAACCUCUCACCCAGUCACCACACCAACUACUGAAACCAUCAGCUCCUCCCCCUCCAGCCCACCGCACACUGGAACCUCUCGGCCUACCACGGCCGCCCCCAGCACAGGUACACGGUCCACACCCUCAACGUCACCACUCACCAAAACCACCAUUGCCACUGGCUCCUCCCACAGCUCCAUCAGCACAGCCAAAACCACCAGUCCCCCACUGUCACUUCCGCCAUCAACAGCACCUGCCUCAUCCACCUCACCUCCUCACACCACCGUCACUCCCAAGCCCACCAUGACAGCAACUGGGACUCCGGUGCAUGAGACCACCUCGCCUGUCUCCCAUAGUCAACCUCACACUACUUUCACGACAUUCUCCGAACCAACGGUUUCUGCCUCCUCCUCUUCACGCAGCACAGGUCCCCCAACGGGAACCUCCUUCAAGACCACCACCACGCUUCCAAUCCCCUCAAGCCCCAAGACCACGCUUCCCACUCCGGUCCCGCCUGUUGCCACCUCCUCGGUGACUCCAACCUCGCAACAAGUCACCACCCUAACUCCUGCAGCCAUCAAAUCCUCCUCCAGCCCACUGACCACUGCCACCUCUCGGCCUACCACGGCUGCCCCCAGCACAGGCACACAGUCCACACCCUCAACCUCACCAUUCACCAAGACCACCACUGCCACCGGCUCUGCCCACAGCUCCAUCAGUACAGCCAAAACCACCAGUCCCCCACUGUCACUUCCGCCCUCCACAGCGCCUCCUUCAUCCACCUCACCUCCUCACACCACCAUCACCACCAAGCCCACCAGCAGAGCAACUGGGACUCCGGUGCCUGAGACCACCUCGCCUGUCUCCCAUAGUCGACCUCACACUAAUUUCACGACACCCUCGCAACCCACCGUUUCUGCCUCCUCCUCUUCACGCAGCACAGGUCCCCCAACGGGAACCUCCUUCAAGACCACCACCACGCUUCCAACCCCCUCAAGCCCCGAGACCACGCUUCCCACCCCGGUCCAGCCUUUGGCCACCUCCUCGGUUACUGCAACCUCUCACCCAGGCACCACACCAACUACUGAAACCAUCAGCUCCUCCCCCUCCAGCCCACCGCACACUGGAACCUCUCGGCCUACCACGGCCGCCCCCAGCACAGGUACACGGUCCACACACUCAACGCCACCACUCACCAAAACCACCAUUGCCACUGGCUCCUCCCACAGCUCCAUCAGCACAGCCAAAACCACCAGUCCCCCACUGUCACUUCCGCCAUCAACAGCACCUGCCUCAUCCACCUCACCUCCUCACACCACCGUCACUCCCAAGCCCACCACGACAGCAACUGGGACUCCGGUGCCUGAGACAACCUCGCCUCUCUCCCAUAGUCAACCUCACACUACUUUCACAACACUCUCCAAACCCACGGUUUCUGUCUCCUCCUCUUCACGCAGCACAGGUCCCCCAACGGGAACCUCCUUCAAAACCACCACCACGCUUCCAACCCCCUCAAGCACCAAGACCAAGCUUCCCACUCCGGUCCCGCCUGUUGCCACCUCCUCGGUGACUCCAACCUCGCAACAAGUCACCACCCCAACUACUGAAGCCAUCAAAUCCUCCUCCAGCCCACUGACCACUGCCACCUCUCGGCCUACCACGGCCGCCCCCAGCACAGGCACACGGUCCACACCCUCAACCUCACCAUUCACCAAGACCACCAGUGCCACCGGCUCCUCCCACACCUCCGUCAGCACAGUCAAAACCACCAUUUCCCAGGUGCCAUUUGCGCCAUCAACAGCACCUGCCUCAUCCACCUCACCUCCUCACACCACCAUCACCCCCAAGCCCACCAGCAGAGCAACUGGGACUCCGGUGCCUGAGACCACCUCGCCUGUCUCCCAUAGUCAACCUCACACUACUUUCACGACACUCUCCCAACCCACGGUUUCUGCCUCCUCCUCUUCACGCAGCACAGGUCCCCCAACGGGAACUUCCUUAAAGACCACCACCACGCUUCCAAUCCCCUCAAGCCGCAAGACCACGCUUCCCACUCCGGUCCCGCCUGUUGCCACCUCCUCGGUGACUCCAACCUCGCAACAAGUCACCACCCUAACUCCUGCAGCCAUCAAAUCCUCCUCCAGCCCACUGACCACUGCCACCUCUCGGCCUACCACGGCUGCCCCCAGCACAGGCACACAGUCCACACCCUCAACCUCACCAUUCACCAAGACCACCACUGCCACCGGCUCUGCCCACAGCUCCAUCAGUACAGCCAAAACUACCAGUCCCCCACUGUCACUUCCGCCCUCUACAGCGCCUCCCUCAUCCACCUCACCUCCUCACACCACCAUCACCACCAAGCCCACCAGCAGAGCAACUGGGACUCCAGUGCCUGAGACCACCUCGCCUGUCUCCCAUAGUCGACCUCACACUAAUUUCACGACACCCUCGCAACCCACCGUUUCUGCCUCCUCCUCUUCACGCAGCACAGGUCCCCCAACGGGAACCUCCUUCAAGACCACCACCACGCUUCCAACCCCCUCAAGCCCCGAGACCACGCUUCCCACCCCGGUCCAGCCUUUGGCCACCUCCUCGGUUACUGCAACCUCUCACCCAGGCACCACACCAACUACUGAAACCAUCAGCUCCUCCCCCUCCAGCCCACCGCACACUGGAACCUCUCGGACUACCACGGCCGCCCCCAGCACAGGUACACGGUCCACACCCUCAACGCCACCACUCACCAAGACCACCAUUGCCACUGGCUCCUCCCACAGCUCCAUCAGCACAGCCAAAACCACCAGUCCCCCACUGUCACUUCCGCCAUCAACAGCACCUGCCUCAUCCACCUCACCUCCUCACACCACCGUCACUCCCAAGCCCACCACGACAGCAACUGGGACUCCGGUGCCUGAGACAACCUCGCCUCUCUCCCAUAGUCAACCUCACACUACUUUCACAACACUCUCCCAACCCACGGUUUCUGUCUCCUCCUCUUCACGCAGCACAGGUCCCCCAACGGGAACCUCCUUCAAAACCACCACCACGCUUCCAACCCCCUCAAGCACCAAGACCAAGCUUCCCACUCCCGUCCCGCCUGUUGCCACCUCCUCGGUGACUCCAACCUCGCAACAAGUCACCACCCCAACUACUGAAGCCAUCAAAUCCUCCUCCAGCCCACUGACCACUGACACCUCUCGGCCUACCACGGCCGCCCCCAGCACAGGCACACGGUCCACACCCUCAACCUCACCAUUCACCAAGACCACCAGUGCCACCGGCUCCUCCCACACCUCCGUCAGCACAGUCAAAACCACCAUUUCCCAGGUGCCAUUUGCGCCAUCAACAGCACCUGCCUCAUCCACCUCACCUCCUCACACCACCAUCACCCCCAAGCCCACCAGCAGAGCAACUGGGACUCCGGUGCCUGAGACCACCUCGCCUGUCUCCCAUAGUCAACCUCACACUACUUUCACGACACUCUCCCAACCCACGGUUUCUGCCUCCUCCUCUUCACGCAGCACAGGUCCCCCAACGGGAACUUCCUUAAAGACCACCACCACGCUUCCAAUCCCCUCAAGCCCCAAGACCACGCUUCCCACUCCGGUCCCGCCUGUUGCCACCUCCUCGGUGACUCCAACCUCGCAACAAGUCACCACCCUAACUCCUGCAGCCAUCAAAUCCUCCUCCAGCCCACUGACCACUGCCACCUCUCGGCCUACCACGGCUGCCCCCAGCACAGGCACACAGUCCACACCCUCAACCUCACCAUUCACCAAGACCACCACUGCCACCGGCUCUGCCCACAGCUCCAUCAGUACAGCCAAAACUACCAGUCCCCCACUGUCACUUCCGCCCUCUACAGCGCCUCCCUCAUCCACCUCACCUCCUCACACCACCAUCACCACCAAGCCCACCAGCAGAGCAACUGGGACUCCGGUGCCUGAGACCACCUCGCCUGUCUCCCAUAGUCGACCUCACACUAAUUUCACGACACCCUCGCAACCCACCGUUUCUGCCUCCUCCUCUUCACGCAGCACAGGUCCCCCAACGGGAACCUCCUUCAAGACCACCACCACGCUUCCAACCCCCUCAAGCCCCGAGACCACGCUUCCCACCCCGGUCCAGCCUUUGGCCACCUCCUUGGUUACUGCAACCUCUCACCCAGGCACCACACCAACUACUGAAACCAUCAGCUCCUCCCCCUCCAGCCCACCGCACACUGGAACCUCUCGGACUACCACGGCCGCCCCCAGCACAGGUACACGGUCCACACCCUCAACGCCACCACUCACCAAGACCACCAUUGCCACUGGCUCCUCCCACAGCUCCAUCAGCACAGCCAAAACCACCAGUCCCCCACUGUCACUUCCGCCAUCAACAGCACCUGCCUCAUCCACCUCACCUCCUCACACCACCGUCACUCCCAAGCCCACCACGACAGCAACUGGGACUCCGGUGCCUGAGACAACCUCGCCUCUCUCCCAUAGUCAACCUCACACUACUUCCACGACACUAUCCCAACCCACGGUUUCUGCCUCCUCCUCUUCACGCAGCACAGGUCCCCCAACGGGAACCUCCUUCAAAACCACCACCACGCUUCCAACCCCCUCAAGCACAAAGAACAAGCUUCCCACUCCGGUCUCGCCUGUUGCCACCUCCUCGGUGACUCCAACCUCUUACCAAGUCACCACCCCAACUACUGAAGCCAUCAAAUCCUCCUCCAGCCCACUGACCACUGCCACCUCUCGGCCUACCACGGCCGCACCGAGCACAGGCACACAGUCCACACCCUCAACCUCACCAUUCACCAAGACCACCAGUGCCACCGGCUCCUCCCACACCUCCGUCAGCACAGCCAAAACCACCAGUCCCCCACUGUCACUUCCGCCCUCUACAGCGUCUCCCUCAUCCACCUCACCUCCUCGCACCACCAUCACCACCAAGCCCACCAGCAGAGCAAGUGGGACUCCGGUGCCUGAGACAACCUCGCCUGUCUCCCAUAGUCGACCUCACACUACUUUCACGACACUCUCCCAACCCACGGUUUCUGCCUCCUCCUCUUCACGCAGCACAGGUCCCCCAACGGGAACUUCCUUAAAGACCACCACCACGCUUCCAAUCCCCUCAAGCCCCGAGACCACGCUUCCCACUCCGGUCCCGCCUGUUGCCACCUCCUCGGUGACUCCAACCUCGCAACAAGUCACCACCCUAACUCCUGCAGCCAUCAAAUCCUCCUCCAGCCCACUGACCACUGCCACCUCUCGGCCUACCACGGCUGCCCCCAGCACAGGCACACGGUCCACACCCUCAACCUCACCAUUCACCAAGACCACCACUGCCACCGGCUCUGCCCACAGCUCCAUCAGUACAGCCAAAACCACCAGUCCCCCACUGUCACUUCCGCCCUCUACAGCGCCUCCCUCAUCCACCUCACCUCCUCGCACCACCAUCACCACCAAGCCCACCAGCAGAGCAACUGGGACUACGGUGCCUGAGAACACCUCGCCUGUCUCCCAUAGUCGACCUCACACUAAUUUCACGACACUCUCGCAACCCACCGUUUCUGCCUCCUCCUCUUCACGCAGCACAGGUCCCCCAACGGGAACCUCCUUCAAGACCACCACCACGCUUCCAACCCCCUCAAGCCCCGAGACCACGCUUCCAACCCCGGUCCAGUCUUUGGCCACCUCCUCGGUUACUGCAACCUCUCACCCAGUCACCACACCGACUGCUGAAACCAUCAGCUCCACCCCCUCCAGCCCACCGCACACUGGAACCACUCGGCCUACCACGGCCGCCCCCAGCACAGGUACACGGUCCACACCCUCAACGCCACCACUCAGCAAGACCACCAUUGCCACUGGCUCCUCCCACAGCUCCAUCAGCACAGCCAAAACCACCAGUCCCCCACUGUCACUUCCGCCAUCAACAGCACCUGCCUCAUCCACCUCACCUCCUCACACCACCGUCACUCCCAAGCCCACCACGACAGCAACUGGGACUCCGGUGCCUGAGACAACCUCGCCUCUCUCCCAUAGUCAACCUCACACUACUUCCACGACACUCUCCCAACCCACGGUUUCUGCCUCCUCCUCUUCACGCAGCACAGGUCCCCCAACGGGAACCUCCUUCAAAACCACCACCACGCUUCCAACCCCCUCAAGCACCAAGACCAAGCUUCCCACUCCGGUCCCGCCUGUUGCCACCUCCUCGGUGACUCCAACCUCGCAACAAGUCACCACCCUAACUCCUGCAGCCAUCAAAUCCUCCUCCAGCCCACUGACCACUGCCACCUCUCGGCCUACCACGGCCGCCCCCAGCACAGGCACACGGUCCACACCCUCAACCUCACCAUUCUCCAAGACCACCAGUGCCACCGGCUCCUCCCAAACCUCCGUCAGCACAGUCAAAACCACCAUGUCCCCGGUGUCAUUUGCGCCAUCAACAGCACCUGCCUCAUCCACCUCACCUCCUCACACCACCAUCACCCCCAAACCCACCAGCAGAGCAACUGGGACUCCGGUGCCUGAGACCACCUUGCCUGUCUCCCAUAUUCAACCUCACACUACUUUCACGACACUCUCCCAACCAACGGUUUCUGCCUCCUCCUCUUCACGCAGCACAGGUAACCCAACGGGAACCUCCUUCAAGACCACCACCACGCUUCCAAUCCCCUCAAGCCCCAAGACCACGCUUCCCACUCCGGUCCCGCCUGUUGCCACCUCCUCGGUGACUCCAACCUCGCAACAAGUCACCACUCUAACUCCUGCAGCCAUCAAAUCCUCCUCCAGCCCACUGACCACUGCCACUUCUCGGCCUACCACGGCUGCCCCCAGCACAGGCACACAGUCCACACCCUCAACCUCACCAUUCACCAAGACCACCACUGCCACCGGCUCUGCCCACAGCUCCAUCAGUACAGCCAAAACUACCAGUCCCCCACUGUCACUUCCGCCCUCUACAGCGCCUCCCUCAUCCACCUCACCUCCUCGCACCACCAUCACCACCAAGCCCACCAGCAGAGCAACGGGGACUCCGGUGCCUGAGACCACCUCGCCUGUCUCCCAUAGUCGACCUCACACUAAUUUCACGACACCCUCGCAACCCACCGUUUCUGCCUCCUCCUCUUCACGCAGCACAGGUCCCCCAACGGGAACCUCCUUCAAGACCACCACCACGCUUCCAACCCCCUCAAGCCCCGAGACCACGCUUCCCACCCCGGUCCAGCCUUUGGCCACCUCCUCGGUUACUGCAACCUCUCACCCAGUCACCACACCAACUACUGAAACCAUCAGCUCCACCCCCUCCAGCCCACCGCACACUGGAACCUCUCGGCCUACCACGGCCGCCCCCAGCACAGGUACACGGUCCACACCCUCAACGCCACCACUCACCAAGACCACCAUUGCCACUGGCUCCUCCCACAGCUCUAUCAGCACAGCCAAAACCACCAGUCCCCCACUGUCACUUCCGCCAUCAACAGCACCUGCCUCAUCCACCUCACCUCCUCACACCACCGUCACUCCCAAGCCCACCACGACAGCAACUGGGACUCCGGUGCCUGAGACAACCUCGCCUCUCUCCCAUAGUCAACCUCACACUACUUUCACGACACUCUCCCAACCCACGGUUUCUGCCUCCUCCUCUUCACGCAGCACAGGUCCCCCAACGGGAACCUCCUUCAAAACCACCACCACGCUUCCAACCCCCUCAAGCACCAAGACCAAGCUUCCCACUCCGGUCCCGCCUGUUGCCACCUCCUCGGUGACUCCAACCUCGCAACAAGUCACCACCCUAACUCCUGCAGCCAUCAAAUCCUCCUCCAGCCCACUGACCACUGCCACCUCUCGGCCUACCACGGCUGCCCCCAGCACAGGCACACGGUCCACACCCUCAACCUCACCAUUCACCAAGACCACCACUGCCACCGGCUCUGCCCACAGCUCCAUCAGUACAGCCAAAACCACCAGUCCCCCACUGUCACUUCCGCCCUCUACAGCGCCUCCCUCAUCCACCUCACCUCCUCGCACCACCAUCACCACCAAGCCCACCAGCAGAGCAACUGGGACUACGGUGCCUGAGAACACCUCGCCUGUCUCCCAUAGUCGACCUCACACUAAUUUCACGACACUCUCGCAACCCACCGUUUCUGCCUCCUCCUCUUCACGCAGCACAGGUCCCCCAACGGGAACCUCCUUCAAGACCACCACCACGCUUCCAACCCCCUCAAGUCCCGAGACCACGCUUCCAACCCCGGUCCAGUCUUUGGCCACCUCCUCGGUUACUGCAACCUCUCACCCAGUCACCACACCGACUGCUGAAACCAUCAGCUCCACCCCCUCCAGCCCACCGCACACUGGAACCACUCGGCCUACCACGGCCGCCCCCAGCACAGGUACACGGUCCACACCCUCAACGCCACCACUCAGCAAGACCACCAUUGCCACUGGCUCCUCCCACAGCUCCAUCAGCACAGCCAAAACCACCAGUCCCCCACUGUCACUUCCGCCAUCAACAGCACCUGCCUCAUCCACCUCACCUCCUCACACCACCGUCACUCCCAAGCCCACCACGACAGCAACUGGGACUCCGGUGCCUGAGACAACCUCGCCUCUCUCCCAUAGUCAACCUCACACUACUUCCACGACACUCUCCCAACCCACGGUUUCUGCCUCCUCCUCUUCACGCAGCACAGGUCCCCCAACGGGAACCUCCUUCAAAACCACCACCACGCUUCCAACCCCCUCAAGCACCAAGACCAAGCUUCCCACUCCGGUCCCGCCUGUUGCCACCUCCUCGGUGACUCCAACCUCGCAACAAGUCACCACCCUAACUCCUGCAGCCAUCAAAUCCUCCUCCAGCCCACUGACCACUGCCACCUCUCGGCCUACCACGGCCGCCCCCAGCACAGGCACACGGUCCACACCCUCAACCUCACCAUUCUCCAAGACCACCAGUGCCACCGGCUCCUCCCAAACCUCCGUCAGCACAGUCAAAACCACCAUGUCCCCGGUGUCAUUUGCGCCAUCAACAGCACCUGCCUCAUCCACCUCACCUCCUCACACCACCAUCACCCCCAAACCCACCAGCAGAGCAACUGGGACUCCGGUGCCUGAGACCACCUUGCCUGUCUCCCAUAUUCAACCUCACACUACUUUCACGACACUCUCCCAACCAACGGUUUCUGCCUCCUCCUCUUCACGCAGCACAGGUAACCCAACGGGAACCUCCUUCAAGACCACCACCACGCUUCCAAUCCCCUCAAGCCCCAAGACCACGCUUCCCACUCCGGUCCCGCCUGUUGCCACCUCCUCGGUGACUCCAACCUCGCAACAAGUCACCACUCUAACUCCUGCAGCCAUCAAAUCCUCCUCCAGCCCACUGACCACUGCCACUUCUCGGCCUACCACGGCUGCCCCCAGCACAGGCACACAGUCCACACCCUCAACCUCACCAUUCACCAAGACCACCACUGCCACCGGCUCUGCCCACAGCUCCAUCAGUACAGCCAAAACUACCAGUCCCCCACUGUCACUUCCGCCCUCUACAGCGCCUCCCUCAUCCACCUCACCUCCUCGCACCACCAUCACCACCAAGCCCACCAGCAGAGCAACGGGGACUCCGGUGCCUGAGACCACCUCGCCUGUCUCCCAUAGUCGACCUCACACUAAUUUCACGACACCCUCGCAACCCACCGUUUCUGCCUCCUCCUCUUCACGCAGCACAGGUCCCCCAACGGGAACCUCCUUCAAGACCACCACCACGCUUCCAACCCCCUCAAGCCCCGAGACCACGCUUCCCACCCCGGUCCAGCCUUUGGCCACCUCCUCGGUUACUGCAACCUCUCACCCAGUCACCACACCAACUACUGAAACCAUCAGCUCCACCCCCUCCAGCCCACCGCACACUGGAACCUCUCGGCCUACCACGGCCGCCCCCAGCACAGGUACACGGUCCACACCCUCAACGCCACCACUCACCAAGACCACCAUUGCCACUGGCUCCUCCCACAGCUCUAUCAGCACAGCCAAAACCACCAGUCCCCCACUGUCACUUCCGCCAUCAACAGCACCUGCCUCAUCCACCUCACCUCCUCACACCACCGUCACUCCCAAGCCCACCACGACAGCAACUGGGACUCCGGUGCCUGAGACAACCUCGCCUCUCUCCCAUAGUCAACCUCACACUACUUCCACGACACUCUCCCAACCCACGGUUUCUGCCUCCUCCUCUUCACGCAGCACAGGUCCCCCAACGGGAACCUCCUUCAAAACCACCACCACGCUUCCAACCCCCUCAAGCACCAAGACCAAGCUUCCCACUCCGGUCCCGCCUGUUGCCACCUCCUCGGUGACUCCAACCUCGCAACAAGUCACCACUCUAACUCCUGCAGCCAUCAAAUCCUCCUCCAGCCCACUGACCACUGCCACCUCUCGGCCUACCACGGCUGCCCCCAGCACAGGCACACGGUCCACACCCUCAACCUCACCAUUCACCAAGACCACCACUGCCACCGGCUCUGCCCACAGCUCCAUCAGUACAGCCAAAACCACCAGUCCCCCACUGUCACUUCCGCCCUCUACAGCGCCUCCCUCAUCCACCUCACCUCCUCGCACCACCAUCACCCCCAAGCCCACCAGCAGAGCAACGGGGACUCCGGUGCCUGAGACCACCUCGCCUGUCUCCCAUAGUCGACCUCACACUAAUUUCACGACACCCUCGCAACCCACCGUUUCUGCCUCCUCCUCUUCACGCAGCACAGGUCCCCCAACGGGAACCUCCUUCAAGACCACCACCACGCUUCCAACCCCCUCAAGCCCCGAGACCACGCUUCCCACCCCGGUCCAGCCUUUGGCCACCUCCUCGGUUACUGCAACCUCUCACCCAGUCACCACACCAACUACUGAAACCAUCAGCUCCACCCCCUCCAGCCCACCGCACACUGGAACCUCUCGGCCUACCACGGCCGCCCCCAGCACAGGUACACGGUCCACACCCUCAACGCCACCACUCACCAAGACCACCAUUGCCACUGGCUCCUCCCACAGCUCUAUCAGCACAGCCAAAACCACCAGUCCCCCACUGUCACUUCCGCCAUCAACAGCACCUGCCUCAUCCACCUCACCUCCUCACACCACCGUCACUCCCAAGCCCACCACGACAGCAACUGGGACUCCGGUGCCUGAGACAACCUCGCCUCUCUCCCAUAGUCAACCUCACACUACUUCCACGACACUCUCCCAACCCACGGUUUCUGCCUCCUCCUCUUCACGCAGCACAGGUCCCCCAACGGGAACCUCCUUCAAAACCACCACCACGCUUCCAACCCCCUCAAGCACCAAGACCAAGCUUCCCACUCCGGUCCCGCCUGUUGCCACCUCCUCGGUGACUCCAACCUCGCAACAAGUCACCACCCUAACUCCUGCAGCCAUCAAAUCCUCCUCCAGCCCACUGACCACUGCCACCUCUCGGCCUACCACGGCUGCCCCCAGCACAGGCACACGGUCCACACCCUCAACCUCACCAUUCACCAAGACCACCACUGCCACCGGCUCUGCCCACAGCUCCAUCAGUACAGCCAAAACCACCAGUCCCCCACUGUCACUUCCGCCCUCUACAGCGCCUCCCUCAUCCACCUCACCUCCUCGCACCACCAUCACCCCCAAGCCCACCAGCAGAGCAACUGGGACUCCGGUGCCUGAGACCACCUUGCCUGUCUCCCAUAGUCAACCUCACACUACUUUCACGACACUCUCCCAACCAACGGUUUCUGCCUCCUCCUCUUCACGCAGCACAGGUCCCCCAACGGGAACCUCCUUCAAGACCACCACCACGCUUCCAAUCCCCUCAAGCCCCAAGACCACGCUUCCCACUCCGGUCCCGCCUGUUGCCACCUCCUCGGUGACUCCAACCUCGCAACAAGUCACCACCCUAACUCCUGCAGCCAUCAAAUCCUCCUCCAGCCCACUGACCACUGCCACCUCUCGGCCUACCACGGCUGCCCCCAGCACAGGCACACAGUCCACACCCUCAACCUCACCAUUCACCAAGACCACCACUGCCACCGGCUCUGCCCACAGCUCCAUCAGUACAGCCAAAACUACCAGUCCCCCACUGUCACUUCCGCCCUCUACAGCGCCUCCCUCAUCCACCUCACCUCCUCGCACCACCAUCACCACCAAGCCCACCAGCAGAGCAACUGGGACUCCGGUGCCUGAGACCACCUCGCCUGUCUCCCAUAGUCGACCUCACACUAAUUUCACGACACCCUCGCAACCCACCGUUUCUGCCUCCUCCUCUUCACGCAGCACAGGUCCCCCAACGGGAACCUCCUUCAAGACCACCACCACGCUUCCAACCCCCUCAAGCCCCGAGACCACGCUUCCCACCCCGGUCCAGCCUUUGGCCACCUCCUCGGUUACUGCAACCUCUCACCCAGUCACCACACCAACUACUGAAACCAUCAGCUCCACCCCCUCCAGCCCACGGCACACUGGAACCUCUCGGCCUACCACGGCCGGCCCCAGCACAGGUACACGGUCCACACCCUCAACGCCACCACUCACCAAGACCACCAUUGCCACUGGCUCCUCCCACAGCUCCAUUAGCACAGCCAAAACCACCAGUCCCCCACUGUCACUUCCGCCAUCAACAGCACCUGCCUCAUCCACCUCACCUCCUCACACCACCGUCACUCCCAAGCCCACCACGACAGCAACUGGGACUCCGGUGCCUGAGACCACCUCGCCUCUCUCCCAUAGUCAACCUCACACUACUUCCACGACACUCUCCCAACCCACGGUUUCUGCCUCCUCCUCUUCACGCAGCACAGGUCCUCCAACGGGAACCUCCUUCAAAACCACCACCACGCUUCCAACCCCCUCAAGCACCAAGACCACGCUUCCCACUCCGGUCCCGCCUGUUGCCACCUCCUCGGUGACUCCAACCUCGCAACAAGUCACCACCCUAACUCCUGCAGCCAUCAAAUCCUCCUCCAGCCCACUGACCACUGCCACCUCUCGGCCUACCACGGCUGCCCCCAGCACAGGCACACAGUCCACACCCUCAACCUCACCAUUCACCAAGACCACCACUGCCACCGGCUCUGCCCACAGCUCCAUCAGUACAGCCAAAACCACCAGUCCCCCACUGUCACUUCCGCCCUCUACAGCGCCUCCCUCAUCCACCUCACCUCCUCGCACCACCAUCACCCCCAAGCCCACCAGCAGAGCAACUGGGACUCCGGUGCCUGAGACCACCUUGCCUGUCUCCCAUAGUCAACCUCACACUACUUUCACGACACUCUCCCAACCAACGGUUUCUGCCUCCUCCUCUUCACGCAGCACAGGUCCCCCAACGGGAACCUCCUUCAAGACCACCACCACGCUUCCAAUCCCCUCAAGCCCCAAGACCACGCUUCCCACUCCGGUCCCGCCUGUUGCCACCUCCUCGGUGACUCCAACCUCGCAACAAGUCACCACCCUAACUCCUGCAGCCAUCAAAUCCUCCUCCAGCCCACUGACCACUGCCACCUCUCGGCCUACCACGGCUGCCCCCAGCACAGGCACACAGUCCACACCCUCAACCUCACCAUUCACCAAGACCACCACUGCCACCGGCUCUGCCCACAGCUCCAUCAGUACAGCCAAAACUACCAGUCCCCCACUGUCACUUCCGCCCUCUACAGCGCCUCCCUCAUCCACCUCACCGCCUCGCACCACCAUCACCACCAAGCCCACCAGCAGAGCAACUGGGACUCCGGUGCCUGAGACCACCUCGCCUGUCUCCCAUAGUCGACCUCACACUAAUUUCACGACACCCUCGCAACCCACCGUUUCUGCCUCCUCCUCUUCACGCAGCACAGGUCCCCCAACGGGAAUCUCUUUCAAGACCACCACCACGCUUCCAACCCCCUCAAGCCCCGAGACCACGCUUCCCACCCCGGUCCAGCCUUUGGCCACCUCCUCGGUUACUGCAACCUCUCACCCAGUCACCACACCAACUACUGAAACCAUCAGCUCCACCCCCUCCAGCCCACCGCACACUGGAACCUCUCGGCCUACCACCGCCGGCCCCAGCACAGGUACACGGUCCACACCCUCAACGCCACCACUCACCAAGACCACCAUUGCCACUGGCUCCUCCCACAGCUCCAUCAGCACAGCCAAAACCACCAGUCCCCCACUGUCACUUCCGCCAUCAACAGCACCUGCCUCAUCCACCUCACCUCCUCACACCACCGUCACUCCCAAGCCCACCACGACAGCAACUGGGACUCCGGUGCCUGAGACAACCUCGCCUCUCUCCCAUAGUCAACCUCACACUACUUCCACGACACUCUCCCAACCCACGGUUUCUGCCUCCUCCUCUUCACGCAGCACAGGUCCCCCAACGGGAACCUCCUUCAAAACCACCACCACGCUUCCAACCCCCUCAAGCACCAAGACCAAGCUUCCCACUCCGGUCCCGCCUGUUGCCACCUCCUCGGUGACUCCAACCUCGCAACAAGUCACCACCCUAACUCCUGCAGCCAUCAAAUCCUCCUCCAGCCCACUGACCACUGCCACCUCUCGGCCUACCACGGCUGCCCCCAGCACAGGCACACAGUCCACACCCUCAACCUCACCAUUCACCAAGACCACCACUGCCACCGGCUCUGCCCACAGCUCCAUCAGUACAGCCAAAACUACCAGUCCCCCACUGUCACUUCCGCCCUCUACAGCGCCUCCCUCAUCCACCUCACCUCCUCGCACCACCAUCACCACCAAGCCCACCAGCAGAGCAACUGGGACUCCGGUGCCUGAGACCACCUCGCCUGUCUCCCAUAGUCGACCUCACACUAAUUUCACGACACCCUCGCAACCCACCGUUUCUGCCUCCUCCUCUUCACGCAGCACAGGUCCCCCAACGGGAACCUCCUUCAAGACCACCACCACGCUUCCAACCCCCUCAAGCCCCGAGACCACGCUUCCCACCCCGGUCCAGCCUUUGGCCACCUCCUCGGUUACUGCAACCUCUCACCCAGUCACCACACCAACUACUGAAACCAUCAGCUCCACCCCCUCCAGCCCACCGCACACUGGAACCUCUCGGCCUACCACGGCCGCCCCCAGCACAGGUACACGGUCCACACCCUCAACGCCACCACUCACCAAGACCACCACUGCCACUGGCUCCUCCCACAGCUCCAUCAGCACAGCCAAAACCACCAGUCCCCCACUGUCACUUCCGCCAUCAACAGCACCUGCCUCAUCCACCUCACCUCCUCACACCACCGUCACUCCCAAGCCCACCACGACAGCAACUGGGACUCCGGUGCCUGAGACCACCUCGCCUCUCUCCCAUAGUCAACCUCACACUACUUCCACGACACUCUCCCAACCCACGGUUUCUGCCUCCUCCUCUUCACGCAGCACAGGUCCCCCAACGGGAACCUCCUUCAAAACCACCACCACGCUUCCAACCCCCUCAAGCACCAAGACCAAGCUUCCCACUCCGGUCCCGCCUGUUGCCACCUCCUCGGUGACUCCAACCUCGCAACAAGUCACCACCCUAACUCCUGCAGCCAUCAAAUCCUCCUCCAGCCCACUGACCACUGCCACCUCUCGGCCUACCACGGCUGCCCCCAGCACAGGCACACAGUCCACACCCUCAACCUCACCAUUCACCAAGACCACCACUUCCACCGGCUCUGCCCACAGCUCCAUCAGUACAGCCAAAACCACCAGUCCCCCACUGUCACUUCCGCCCUCCACAGCGCCUCCUUCAUCCACCUCACCUCCUCACACCACCGUCACCCCCAAGCCCACCAGCAGAGCAACUGGGACUCCGGUGCCUGAGACCACCUCGCCUGUCUCCCAUAUUCAACCUCACACUAAUUUCACGACACCCUCCCAACCAACGGUUUCUGCCUCCUCCUCUUCACGCAGCACAGGUCCCCCAACGGGAACCUCCUUCAAGACCACCACCACGCUUCCAACCCCCUCAAGCCCCGAGACCACGCUUCCCACCCCGGUCCAGCCUUUGGCCACAUCCUCGGUUACUGCAACCUCUCACCCAGUCACCACACCAACUACUGAAACCAUCAGCUCCACCCCCUCCAGCCCACCGCACACUGGAACCUCUCGGCCUACCACGGCCGCCCCCAGCACAGGUACACGGUCCACACCCUCAACGCCACCACUCACCAAGACCACCAUUGCCACUGGCUCCUCCCACAGCUCCAUCAGCACAGCCAAAACCACCAGUCCCCCACUGUCACUUCCGCCAUCAACAGCACCUGCCUCAUCCACCUCACCUCCUCACACCACCGUCACUCCCAAGCCCACCACGACAGCAACUGGGACUCCGGUGCCUGAGACCACCUCGCCUCUCUCCCAUAGUCAACCUCACACUACUUCCACGACACUCUCCCAACCCACGGUUUCUGCCUCCUCCUCUUCACGCAGCACAGGUCCCCCAACGGGAACCUCCUUCAAAACCACCACCACGCUUCCAAUCCCCUCAAGCACCAAGACCAAGCUUACCACUCCGGUCCCGCCUGUUGCCACCUCCUCGGUGACUCCAACCUCGCAACAAGUCACCACCCUAACUCCUGCAGCCAUCAAAUCCUCCUCCAGCCCACUGACCACUGCCACCUCUCGGCCUACCACGGCUGCCCCCAGCACAGGCACACAGUCCACACCCUCAACCUCACCAUUCACCAAGACCACCACUGCCACCGGCUCUGCCCACAGCUCCAUCAGUACAGCCAAAACCACCAGUCCCCCACUGUCACUUCCGCCCUCUACAGCGCCUCCCUCAUCCACCUCACCUCCUCGCACCACCAUCACCACCAAGCCCACCAGCAGAGCAACUGGGACUCCGGUGCCUGAGACCACCUUGCCUGUCUCCCAUAGUCAGCCUCACACUACUUUCACGACACUCUCCCAACCAACGGUUUCUGCCUCCUUCUCUUCACGCAGCACAGGUCCCCCAACGGGAACCUCCUUCAAGACCACCACCACGCUUCCAAUCCCCUCAAGCCCCAAGACCACGCUUCCCACUCCGGUCCCGCCUGUUGCCACCUCCUCGGUGACUCCAACCUCGCAACAAGUCACCACCCUAACUCCUGCAGCCAUCAAAUCCUCCUCCAGCCCACUGACCACUGCCACCUCUCGGCCUACCACGGCUGCCCCCAGCACAGGCACACAGUCCACACCCUCAACCUCACCAUUCACCAAGACCACCACUGCCACCGGCUCUGCCCACAGCUCCAUCAGUACAGCCAAAACCACCAAUCCCCCACUGUCACUUCCGCCCUCCACAGCGCCUCCCUCAUCCACCUCACCUCCUCGCACCACCAUCACCACCAAGCCCACCAGCAGAGCAACUGGGACUCCGGUGCCUGAGACCACCUCGCCUGUCUCCCAUAGUCGACCUCACACUAAUUUCACGACACCCUCGCAACCCACCGUUUCUGCCUCCUCCUCUUCACGCAGCACAGGUCCCCCAACGGGAACCUCCUUCAAGACCACCACCACGCUUCCAACCCCCUCAAGCCCCGAGACCACGCUUCCCACCCCGGUCCAGCCUUUGGCCACCUCCUCGGUUACUGCAACCUCUCACCCAGUCACCACACCAACUACUGAAACCAUCAGCUCCACCCCCUCCAGCCCACCGCACACUGGAACCUCUCGGCCUACCACCGCCGCCCCCAGCACAGGUACACGGUCCACACCCUCAACGCCACCACUCACCAAGAGCACCAUUGCCACUGGCUCCUCCCACAGCUCCAUCAGCACAGCCAAAACCACCAGUCCCCCACUGUCACUUCCGCCAUCAACAGCACCUGCCUCAUCCACCUCACCUCCUCACACCACCGUCACUCCCAAGCCCACCACGACAGCAACUGGGACUCCGGUGCCUGAGACAACCUCGCCUCUCUCCCAUAGUCAACCUCACACUACUUCCACGACACUCUCCCAACCCACGGUUUCUGCCUCCUCCUCUUCACGCAGCACAGGUCCCCCAACGGGAACCUCCUUCAAAACCACCACCACGCUUCCAACCCCCUCAAGCACCAAGACCAAGCUUCCCACUCCCGUCCCGCCUGUUGCCACCUCCUCGGUGACUCCAACCUCUUACCAAGUCACCACCCCAACUACUGAAGCCAUCAAAUCCUCCUCCAGCCCACUGACCACUGCCACCUCUCGGCCUACCACGGCUGCCCCCAGCACAGGCACACGGUCCACACCCUCAACCUCACCAUUCACCAAGACCACCAGUGCCACCGGCUCCUCCCACACCUCCGUCAGCACAGUCAAAACCACCAUUUCCCAGGUGUCAUUUGCGCCAUCAACAGCACCUGCCUCAUCCACCUCACCUCCUCACACCACCAUCACCCCCAAACCCACCAGCAGAGCAACUGGGACUCUGGUGCCAGAGACCUCCUUGUCUGCCACCCACAGCCAACCUCACACUUCUUUCACCACGCUCUCCCCGCCCACUCUUUCUCCCUCCUCCUCUUCACACAGCACACGCCCCCCAUUGGGAACCUCUUUCAAGACCACCACCAGCUUUCCAAUCCCCUCAGGCCCCAGGACCACGGUUUCCACUCGGUUCCCGCCAUUUGCCACUUCCUCGGUGACUCUAACCUCUCACCGAGUCACCACCCUAACCGCUGAAGCCAUCACCUCCUCCCCCUCCAGUGCAUGGCCCACUGGCACCUCUCGGCCUACCACGCCUGCCCCUAGCACAGGCCCACGGCCCACAGCGUCAACGUCACCACUCACCAAGACCACCAGUGCCACCGGCCCUCCCCACAGCUCCCUAAGCACUGCCAAAACUAGUCCCCAUCGCUUCGUCGAUACCUUCUGUUUCAACCUUAGCAACAAGUACUUCAUCCUUUUCUUCAGCAGUGCCAUUGGUCCCUCCACCUCCAGCACCACUCCCAGUGCCGUGCCCUCAUCUCCCCUCUCCUCCCAGUCCACAUCUCUGUCCACCCCUCUCACCUCACUCACUGCCACACCUGGGAUUGUUUCAUCCACUCUGGGAGCGACAGCCUCUCCAAGUUCUCCAGCUACAAUGCUCACCACCAACCAGACCAGCACCACGGGGCUCUUGACCACCCUGGUCCUGACCAGCUCCAUUACUGCACAUGGGAGCUCUUCCAUCCCUGUCCCAGAAUCCUUCUCCACCCAAGGAUCUUCCAUUUCCUCUGUCGUGACAUCGCUCUCCAGUCCCACUGGGACCCCAGGGAUCUGCAGCGUGAGAGAGUAUGAGAAGGAGAUCACGUACCUGGGGUGUACAGCAAACGUGACAAUGACCCGCUGUGAGGGCAGCUGCGCCUCCUCUGCCAGCUUCAACAUCCACACCAAGCAAGUGGACAUACAGUGCGGCUGCUGCCACCCGUUGAGGUCCUACGAGAAGCAGCUAGUGCUGCCCUGCCCAGAUCCCAGUGCGCCCGGGGACCAGCUGGUGCUCACCGUGCUGGUCUUCAGCAGUUGUGCGUGUAGCAGCCAGGCCUGCAGGGACUAGCAGAGCCUCUCUCUGCACUCCUGGGUUCAGGAGCUGCAGCUGACUCCAAGGAACUGUCCCUGCCACCCUCUGGUUUGUCCUGCCUGCAACCCCUUUCCUGACCAUUCGGAUGGCCCUGGGCCAUGGCUCACCCCAGAGGCGCUCCACAGACCUGCCGGAAGCAGAGCACACAUCAGGGGCCCUGACCACAGGCUCUGCUGGACUGUGCGGAAGAUGACCUGAGGCGCUUGCAUCUGUCCACUCUCCUGACCUUCAGACGCAGCCAGCCGAGCUCUGUGGGCAGACAACCGAGAAGACCACAG